AUGAGCAACCGCGACAGCGAUUCCUCGGGGCAGACUUCCCAGUCUGUGUCGGGUGGUCGGAACGGGAACCUCAAGCCUCUGUCAUCAGAUCGAUCUCGCUAUACAAAUCGAGCCCCUGACAUCAACAAUCUCCAUGGCUUUCGCAUUGAACGUCGAGACUUGAAAUGGGACAUGCCUACGGAUAGCUUGGAUGAUUUCUUCUUCGAGGAUCAAUACCUGCUCAUGCUCCAGCAAAUCUAUGCCCUUAUGGAAACAACGCUGGUUCUCGGUCCAAGGCGCAUGCCAUACGAGGUCUCGCCCUGGUCGCUACCGACAGCUAAUCAGGGCGACGUGACGUUGGAGCAGUACACGUCCUUAGUAGCUCAGCCUGACCCGUUAUUCAAGUAUCCAUGGGAUACACUACUCAUAUUCAAGAGGGAAACACAGCACUUCUUGACAGCAGUGAUGAACAAGAUGCUACAUGAAAUGACUUUCAAGUCGCUCCUAUUCGGCGCUAGUAAGGAGCAGAUGAAAAUCCUUACCGAACAGGACGACACACUUAUCAACGAAGAAGGAUUCGGACGAACAAGGUUGCGAGCCGAGUAUAUCAACAUGUUUUUGAAAGGCCGAGCACCCCCACUGUUCUGGGAGCAGGUCGACGAGACGGCCAUUGGCAUCACGAGGGCGUUCCUACCGGUCAUCGCCUGGAUAAGAAAGACAAGGAUCGACGAGGUACCCUCCAUAGGCGAGAUUCACCAGCAGAUCCACGGCAUAGUAGCGUUCACAGCGUGGCUUGCUGUGUGCAAUCGCCGGUCUGUGUCCAUCAUCGAAUUUGAAUGGCCGACGCCAGGGGAGUGCGAUCUUCCAUCAAGCAAUACGGAAAACUUUGACGAGUGGGUUUACCGAAAGGGGCUGAAGAGGGUUGAACAGUAUUGCCGCAAAAGGGGUUCCUAUAAGCCCCGUCGCGCGAGAGUCAUGAUCGCCAUCGCACCAUCAGCGUGGCGGUACACAGUAGCUUCAGACGGAUACUGGAAGGUGCGACUGCAACAAAAGCGAGCUGUGUACUACCAUGGACUCCAGGAUGACAUGGACGAGAAGAAGGAGCACAGCAUUACCUUAUCGAAGUGGGCAACCAUGCAAAGGGCGAAGGCUGAGGGGGGGGUGAGGUCGCUUGCGGGGCAGUUCUGGCGAUACCUGGGGGCCAUGCUUGUAGCACUGUUUCUGGCGUGGGCUAUUGUGCAUCGCGGGGACCCUGUACAGGCACCAUGGUGA
Molecule: messenger RNA, 1251 nt
Organism: Verticillium alfalfae VaMs.102
Lineage: Eukaryota; Fungi; Ascomycota; Sordariomycetes; Glomerellales; Plectosphaerellaceae
Exons: 2
Coding region: 1-1251 (416 amino acids)
Source: RefSeq, a predicted model, not a curated record